UUUUCCCCAUUUAAUUGGCAGCAGUCGCCGAAGUUGUAAGUGAGAAGGGCUUAGGAUCGAGAUGCCAAAGGGAAAGGGUAAAAGAGUGGGAGAGCCGCCUUUCAAGCGGCAGCGUAAAAGUCGUCGCGAGAGCAGCGACGGCAGCGAGACCAGCGACUCUUACUCGAGCUACAGCUCCUCGGGCACCUCCGCAUCCUCCGGAUCCUCCGGAUCCUCCAGCUACACCAGCUCUAGCGGCUCCAGCGGCUCCUCCAGCUCCGUCUCGAGCAGCGAGGACUCCGGGGAGGAGCCGGAGGAAGCAGCCGCCGCCAAGAGGGCGAAGCACUCGUGCUGCCACCACCGGCACCAUCGACGCCAUCGGCGGCACCAUCACCGUCACUCGCCGCCGCGCCAUCACUCCCAUCGCCGCCAUGGGCGCCCAUCUGGCCAGCGUCGCCAUCGCCCCGACCAUGGACGCUCCUCGAAGCGUCCGUCCGGGAGGGUCAGUCGCCGAGGAGCCGUCCCUGCCGCCAAGAUGGAAGUGGUGGUCAAUGAGGGAUUGGUUUCCACCUCCGGCAGCCACCCGGUGGCCAUCCAGAUACCGGCCCCCAUUCCGCUGCCCGUGCCGACACCCAUUCCGGCCGAGCUCAUCACCCAGCCGCAGCCCGUGCCGGCACCAGUCUUGGCUCCUGCUCCCGCUGCUCCGUUGGCCAGGGAGCUGCGCCUGGAGCAGCAUUACCAGCGCAAGUCACGCAUGCGCUCCUCCGGCUCCCAGGCCCAAGCCCAAGGCCUAGUCCAAGCCCAAGCCCAAGUCCUAGUCCAAGCCAAAGCCCAAGCCCAAGCCCAAAUCCCGGCCAAGACCAUCACCAUCACCAAGAGCCUGGCCACUGUGGGUGCCCCGCCCAUGGGCAGGAUCAUGGCCGGAGGAGCCAGAUCCAGCGGCAUGAAGGUGGUGCCCAGGCAGGUCAGGAACCCAGUGGCCAGUGGCUCCACUGCGAAGGCUCCGGCAAAGAUUACUCGACCCAAUUCGAGUGCCAGCCAAGCAGACUCCAAUGGCAAGUCACCGAUGAGAACGGACUCCUCCAACUCCAAGAUGAGGGCAUCCAACGAGAACCAGUGCAAGCAAGGAGGAGGAUCCGGAGGAGGAUCCGGAGUAGGUGGAUCAGGAGGAGGAUCCGGAAGGGGAGGAGGAUCCGGAGGAGAAGGAUCAGGAGGUGGAUCCGGAGGUGGAUCCGGAGGAGGAUCCGGAGGAGGAGGAUCCGGAGGAGGAUCCGGAGGAGAAUCCGGAGGAGGAUCCGGAGGAGGAACAGGAGGAGGAUCAGGAGGAGGAACAGGAGGAGGAUCCGGAGGAGGAUCCGGAGGAGGAUCAGGAGGAGGAUCCGGAGGAGGAUCCGGAGGAGGAUCCGGAGGAGGAUCCGGAGGAGGAACAGGAGGAGGAUCAGGAGGAGGAACAGGAGGAAGUUCCGGAAGGGGAAAAGGAGGAGGAUCAGGAGGAGGAGCCGGAAGGGCAGGAGGAGGAAGAUCCGGAGAAGGUGGAUCAGGAGGAGGACCAAGAGGAGGUGGAGCCCAUGACAAAGGCAACCAAACGGCCUAUCGCAAUGGCAAGCACGCCAUCGAAUUCCGCCAACCCGUCCGCAUUGUGCGCCUCCACAUCAAGGGACUGACCCGCCAGGUGAGCAAGGAGCACAUCACCGAGAUCUUCGGUCAUUUCGGAGCCCUCACGGCCGUCGACUUUCCCACGGACCGGUUCCAGGGACGCUUGGGGCGUGGCUACGCCUUCGUCGAGUUCGCUCGUCCCGAGGACUGCGCCCGCGCCAUCAAGCACAUGAAUGGCGGCCAGAUCGACGGCAAGCGGAUCACGGUGUCCGCCUUCCAGGAGAGCAUGCUGAAGGCUCCGUGGCGCCACUACCGCCGCUACUCGCCGGUCAACUACCGCCGCCAGCGCCAGCGUCACAACUCGCAGUCCCGCUCUCGCUCCCGCUCUUACGGCCAGUCGCGCUCCAUGUCCCGCUCCCGCUCGAGGUCCUUCCCACGCUCCCGCUCCUCUCGCUCCCAAUCAAUGUCAGGGUCGCGCUACAAUCGCCGCUACCGCUCGCGCUCCCGCACCCGCUCUCGCUCCCCCUUCUCCCGCGGCCGCUCGUCGCCGCGCUACGAGCAGUACCACCGCCCCGGAUCGCGUUCUCCUUAGGCAGGUCGCACUGUCGUCGCGGAGCGACAUCCAAGCAAGUCCACAAAUCGAGCAGAAAUCGAUUCCCAUAA
Drosophila gunungcola (fruit fly) is the source of this 2238-nucleotide messenger RNA. Its product is annotated as hornerin. Gene Ontology annotation, biological process: mRNA splicing, via spliceosome. The coding region runs from base 62 to 2167 and encodes 701 amino acids. The record is from RefSeq and is a predicted model, not a curated record. Lineage: Eukaryota; Metazoa; Arthropoda; Insecta; Diptera; Drosophilidae. Gene Ontology annotation, cellular component: cytoplasm; nucleoplasm; ASAP complex. Gene Ontology annotation, molecular function: RNA binding. The transcript is spliced from 3 exons.